Molecule: messenger RNA, 674 nt
Organism: Guyanagaster necrorhizus
Lineage: Eukaryota; Fungi; Basidiomycota; Agaricomycetes; Agaricales; Physalacriaceae
Product: hydrophobin 2
Exons: 4
Coding region: 264-605 (113 amino acids)
Cellular component (GO): fungal-type cell wall
Molecular function (GO): structural constituent of cell wall
Source: RefSeq, a predicted model, not a curated record
CGGAUUGAACAAGGGCACCACAAAGGUUCGGGUGCCUAGGAAAUUCUGAAAAGCCAGGCUGUAUAAAUUUCGCCAUCGUGCUGUCCUUCAAAUGUCUGCUAGUCGAUGUUGUUGAUUAGGAAUGCCUGUCGGAAUGAAUCCUUAAAAAGGUCCCUACUCGAAUUUUAGGCGGAGGUCACUUGAGAGUUUAGAAAUAUAAAUGAGAUAGAAACACAAGAAAAGCUCACCCGGCUUGCAGAAGAAUCCUGAGUACAGCUAAAGCAAUGUUUCCUCGUUCAUCCAUCUUCAUCUGCGCUCUUGCAGCUGUAAACACCCUUGCGGCCACACGAAGCUCUGCGAUAGCUGCCAGGGACAGCUGUAGUGUUGGUUCGCUCCAAUGCUGUACAUACGUCCAGACUCCUCAGGAGGAACCAGCCCAGACCCUCAUCGCUUUGCUUGGAAUUCCAACUGCUGGACUAACUGGCGAUGUCGGUAUCACUUGUGAUCCUGUAACGGUCAUCGGUCCUGGGACUUUUCAGUGCAAUAAGCAACUCGCCUGCUGCACGGGAACAAACUAUAAUGGUAUUGUUGUCCUGGGCUGUACUCCCAUCACGUUAAGCCUUUAGGUAAAUGAAUGGAUCGCGGAUUGAAACGGAAAACAAUGUCCUGUAAUUUCAUAUAUGAGCUAUAUAAAU